Messenger RNA from Tripterygium wilfordii, 1589 nucleotides. RefSeq names its product GATA transcription factor 25-like. Gene Ontology annotation, biological process: regulation of DNA-templated transcription. The record is from RefSeq and is a predicted model, not a curated record. Lineage: Eukaryota; Viridiplantae; Streptophyta; Magnoliopsida; Celastrales; Celastraceae. Gene Ontology annotation, molecular function: protein binding; sequence-specific DNA binding; zinc ion binding. The transcript is spliced from 8 exons. The coding region runs from base 281 to 1180 and encodes 299 amino acids.
GACGAUCAAAUCGGGGCGCUUUUAUCUCACACUUGUCGUCCUCUGAGCUGUCCUUCACUCUCUCCGUCUCGCUCACUCAAUCGAAGAAACUGCCACGCAGAUGAAAACACUUCUUCCUUAACCCCGCGCUGAUAUGCGGCGUCGCGCUCUCUAACGACUCUCGACUCUCGUCUCUCGUCUCUCGUCUCUCGUCGUGGUGUUAGGGUUAUGGUUUCCUUAUAGCCUCUCGAUAUCUGUAAUACUUCGACGUCAAACCCUUAAUUUUUCUCCAGAUUCACCAAUGUACGGUCACUCUCAGUCUCCGCCGAUGAGCAUCCACCGCCAGAUCUCCGCCGAUGAAGAUGACGGCUCCGGUGCUCCAGAUUCCAUCGAAAACCACCACAUUCGGUACGAUACCCACCCCCUCGACGGCUCUACGGAUGGGGACGUUCCUCUAGAGGGCGUUACUCCCGAGUCUGUCUAUGUUUCCGACGGCGGCGCCGGUUCUGAGUUGGCAAUCCACCGCAACGAUGAUACCAGUCAACUCACGUUAUCCUUCCGAGGGCAGGUUUAUGUGUUUGAUGCUGUUACUGCUGAAAAGGUUCAAGCUGUAUUGUUGCUGUUAGGAGGAUGUGAGUUGUCUUCAGGUCCACACGGCGCGGAUGGGACAUCUCAGAACCAACGGGCUGCAAUAGACUUUCCAGCACGGUGUAGUCAACCACAGAGAGCAGCAUCACUCAAUAGGUUCCGCCAGAAGAGAAAAGAGAGAUGCUUUGAUAAGAAAGUUAGAUAUGGUGUUCGUCAAGAAGUUGCACUCAGGAUGCAGCGUAAUAAGGGUCAAUUUACUUCUUCCAAGAAGUCAGAUGGAGCUUCAAGCUGGGGCUCUGCUCAAGAUUCUGGACAAGAUGAUAACCCACAAGAAACAUUCUGUACGCAUUGUGGCAUCAGUUCGAAGUCAACUCCAAUGAUGCGGCGUGGGCCAUCUGGUCCAAGGUCCCUUUGCAAUGCAUGUGGCCUUUUUUGGGCAAAUAGGGGGACUUUGAGGGAUAUUUCGAAGAAGGCUCAAGAUCAUUCUUCGACUCCAAUUGUUCAGGGUGGCGGGGUAGGAAAUGACUCCACAUCUGAAACUGCCAUCCAUACACAUAACAACCUUGUAACUUUCCCUGGUGGCGAAACCUCUGCUUUAAUGGCAGAGCAUUGAGUAUCGAGAAGUUAUAGUAGAAUGUGCUCUUAAGAUAUACUGUAACAGCCAGCAGUUGCAGUAUAUUACUAGCAAGCGAGAGGAUGAGGCAAAUGAGCUAGCUACGUGGAGGGGAGGCUGAUCUUCAUGGUGAGAGUGAGAACGACCGACCCAAAGUGAGGAUAUCGAUGACUUCUUUGGUCAAGCUGCAUAAUCUGGUGGGAAACGAAGAAUCUACCUAAGAACACUCAAAAGUCACUGGAUGACAAAGACUUCUCAUGACCUCCCGGCGCUUAGUUUCCUUAUUGAAUUUGCGGUUAUCUUUGACACGACGGAUAGAACUACAUCAAUCAUAACAACAAUGAUAGAGAUCCCAGUGAUAAAUAUCUCAAAAGCAUUCCAGCAAUGUGUGUGACUCAUUAAUUGGGUA